CUGCCUUUCACAGGGCAGGUUUAUUGGCCCACCACCCUCCAUCUUUCCCAAUUCAUUCUGAGUCUUCACUGAGCAAAUCGGAACCAAACCCAACCAUGACUAUGUCUACCACCAUCUGCGACUCGCCGACGUCCCGCCACCCGGUGAUUGCACCAAGACAUCCGACCCCUUCCUUUUCAAUGAUUUCGGCCCUGCCACGGAGUCAUUGACGGCUUUGUCCAACCCCUGGGUGCCACAGGACUGUCCCAGACUCUCAGCGGCCUACCUCAGGUAUCACACAUCGGCCACAUGUUACCCCACAUUUGGGACGCUCACAACAAUGGCAACUCAACAAUCGCCCCUGCCAGCCGGGCCCGGAAGUCAAAGCCCGCCGAUCAAAUCAUGCACAGCCCACCCAAUCCCCGACGCCGUCCUACGCAGUGUCUAUGCCUCCGACCAGGCCAUGUACCCGGUCUCGCUGCCCUACACUACGCUACGCGCCUGGGUCGACGCGUGUCCAGACCUGGCCAUCGGCUUCUCCCGAGAGGGCGACGGGCCUGGAGCGGCGGCUGCGGUGGCUCAGGUCGCGGGAGUGGUGAUCGUACUGCCAAUCACGAGAAUCUACUGGGAGGAUCUGCUUCAGGGCAGGUUGAAGGAGGCGGAUGUUGAUUCAAGGACGAUGUUUCCCAGGCCUGGUGGCGGUGGCGGUGAUCAGGGCGAGGAGGCGGAAAGGGAGGAGGUUGGGUUGCAUGUCUACCACGUUGAGCGGUAUGGCAAUGCAGACUUAUGCCUUGGAGAGGGAGAAGCAGGGGAAAGAACAGGGUAUCUGAAGUAUGCACUUAAAGAGGUAGUGAGGCGGGUGCAAGCGAGGUUUGACUGGAAAGUGGUUGGGAUAUCAGCACUCACUGCCACACCUGCCGGGAAGAGGGCGUUUGAAAGACUAGGAUUCACCCCGACGGGUUACAGAGAGCUAUUUGUUACAAAAGGUGCAGGAGAAGGGUCUGCCGACGGAAUGGGGGACCAGGUGUUACAGACUCGGAUGAUUUGCCACUAUCCUGAUGAUGAGGAAGACCCCGUCUUAGCCGGCGGUGCGGCCAUCACUUCAACGUCUGAAAUGACUGUAAUGUAUGGCAAUCUUUCCGAUGUGAUGUAGACAAAGGGGGUAAACCAUAAGAUCAUCCUCAUCGGCUUCUCCGGCAACCCCUCCACCUAGAAUUGGGCAGCGUUCUUCUAUCUGCUAUGGCGUUCCCAGCAUUAGGAGAAUGAGC
Molecule: messenger RNA, 1247 nt
Organism: Parathielavia appendiculata
Lineage: Eukaryota; Fungi; Ascomycota; Sordariomycetes; Sordariales; Chaetomiaceae
Exons: 3
Coding region: 320-1132 (270 amino acids)
Source: RefSeq, a predicted model, not a curated record